AUGACCACCAAUCCAACACCGCAAUUUGAAGGCUGGCUGGGCCACGACCCGACCUCCGCAGAUGGAAAGAUGAUAUGGGGUCCUUACACCCCCAAGACAUGGGACGAAACUGACAUCGACAUCAAAAUUACACAUUGUAGUGUUUGCAGCUCUGACCUAAGUACUCUGCGCAGCAGCUGGUCACCAGCCGAGUAUCCCUGCUGCGUUGGACAUGAAAUCGUCGGCGUAGCUAUGCGCGUCGGGUCAGGUGUUACCAAUGGGAUUUCGGUGGGUGAUCGGGUGGCUGUUGGUCCACAGAGUGACGCCUGUCUUUGUCGGCGGGGUGUAUGCCAGGAGUGUGCGAGUGGGAGGGAGAAUUACUGCCACGUCCACCUCACCGGAACCUAUAAUGGUCGGUAUCUGAGCGGCGAUAAGUCCUUCGGCGGAUUCGGACGGUACCAUCGCGCGCCGUCGCAUUUUGUCUUCAGGGUUCCCGACGGAUUGCCAUCGGCAUAUGCGGCACCCAUGAUGUGUGCUGGCCUCACUACCUACUCUGCGUUGACAAGGAACGGUUGUGGACGCGGGAAGAACGUGGGGAUUAUUGGGAUUGGAGGGUUGGGACACUUUGGGAUUCUGUGGGCAAAGGCGCUCGGUGCAGAGAAGGUUGUUGCCAUUUCCCGCCGGUCGAAUAAAAGAGAGGAUGCUGUUCGUCUGGGGGCGGACGAAUAUGUUGCUACCGAGGAAGAUGCGGACUGGGCUGCGGCUCAUAAGAUGACUCUGGAUCUGCUUAUCUGUACAGUAUCCUCCUCACAGAUGCCAAUAGAAAGCUACCUGACCUGCCUCCGCACCGACGGCUGUUUCGUCCAGAUAGGGUUGCCAGAAGACAAAUUUCCCCCGUUCCGAGCAGGCCUGCUGGCCUCACGCUCUGCGAAAGUCGCGGGUUCGUUUAUCGGCGCACCGCACGAGAUUCGAGAAAUGCUGCAGCUGGCUGUCGACAAGAGUGUGGUUCCGUGGGUGACCGAGAGGCCGAUGAAGGAGGCAAAUGCGGCGAUCGUGGAUAUGGCGAAAGGGGCGGCUAGAUAUCGAUACUUACGUCAUCCUCGCUACUUAAUCCUCCCCAAAAUCCACUACAAAACCAAUAUUUUAACCUGCGCAUUUCAACCUCUACGUACAUUCUGGUUGGCAUACCUACCUUCCAACAAACAAGUCACCAUGUCAGAAAUGAGAGCAGUCGUCGUCAAGGGCGGCAAAGGCCCCGCGGACGCCAUGUCCAUCCAGCAGAUCCCAAAGCCAACACCCUCAGCGGGACAGGCAUUGAUUAAAAUCAAGGCCUUUGGUCUAAACCGCAUGGACCUAUUGCAGAGAGAGGGUCUGUACCCUCUUCCGCCGCAGGCGCCAGAAACCAUGGGUGUUGAGUUCUCCGGCACGGUGGAAUCGGUCAACGCUAGCGCGGAAUGCGCCUUCAAGGUUGGGGAUGCUGUGUUCGGUCUUGCAUAUGGAGGAGCCUAUGCGGAGUACAUCGUCGUCGAUACAGGGAUGUUGGUCCAUAAACCAGCGGAAAUUUCAUGGGAACAAGCUGCCUGUGUUCCAGAGACAUGGAUCACUGCAUCGCAAGCCCUCCACAUCAUCGGACAAUUUCAGCCCGGCCGCUCCGUACUUUGGCACGCCGGUGCCUCAUCUGUCUCUAUCUGUGGUAUUCAGCUCGCUAAAGCAGAGGGUGCCAAAGCUAUCUAUGCGACAGCUGGUUCCCAGGAGAAAUGUGAUUUCCUCGUCAACGAGCUUGGCGUGACAGCCGCCUUCAACUACAAGACCCAAGAUUGGGCGGCAGAGAUCAAGAAGGUGACGAACGGCGCGGGCGGCAACAUAGACGUCGCAGCGCGCGAUGGCCGCAUUGUCCUUCUAGGUUUGAUGAGCGGCACAAAGUUGCCGAAUGGUGUGGACAUCGGUGGACUGCUAUUUAAGAGACUUCGCGUCGAGGGUAGUACGCUCCGCAGUCGGGAGCUGGAAUAUCAGCGGAAGCUUAGGGAUUCCAUGGUGGAGCAUGUUCUUCCGAGGCUAAAGGAUGGGACCUUCAAGGUGUUUGUAGAGAAGGUGUUUCCAUUUACUGAGAUCGUGCAGGCUCAUAAGUUGCUGGAGAGUAACCAGACGAGGGGCAAGCUGGCCUGUGUCAUAUAA
This is a messenger RNA of Aspergillus nomiae NRRL 13137, 2154 nucleotides long. RefSeq lists its product as uncharacterized. The record is from RefSeq and is a predicted model, not a curated record. Gene Ontology annotation, molecular function: zinc ion binding; oxidoreductase activity, acting on the CH-OH group of donors, NAD or NADP as acceptor. The transcript has 8 exons. NCBI's taxonomy places the organism in Eukaryota, Fungi, Ascomycota, Eurotiomycetes, Eurotiales, Aspergillaceae. The coding region runs from base 1 to 2154 and encodes 717 amino acids.